AUGGGUGAAGCAGCAGAGACGUUUAGAUCGACGACCAACGCGAGGUUCUCAUUAGAGAUUCAAAACGGCGAGCAUAUGGAUGCUGAUCAGUUGUGGACACACUUGGCAAAGGGUAUGAGGGAGACAGCAAAGGCGGUAAUAGGGGAAACAAGAGGGACAGCAAGAUCGACGGAGGAACUAAACCAGAGGCUAGAGAAAUGGAGAGAAGCCCUUGAAGACCAUGGUUUGUGCGUGAGCCGAGAGAAGACAGAAUACCAUAGAUGUGACUUCGAUAACCAGGAGAUAAGACAAAAUGGGGAUGAGGUUAUUAGCAUUGGGGGCCGCAUAUUGCGUCCGAAGGAGUCUUUUAGAUACCUGGGAUCAAUGAUACACAAAUCAGGUGGGAUAGACGAGGACGUGACACAUCGAAUCCAAGCCGGAUGGAUGAAGUGGGGAGCAGCUACGGGAGUCAUGUGCGACAAGAGGAUCCCGCUAAAGCUGAAGGGAAUUCUAUAG
Molecule: messenger RNA, 495 nt
Organism: Erigeron canadensis
Lineage: Eukaryota; Viridiplantae; Streptophyta; Magnoliopsida; Asterales; Asteraceae
Exons: 2
Coding region: 1-495 (164 amino acids)
Source: RefSeq, a predicted model, not a curated record